This is a messenger RNA of Trifolium pratense (red clover), 1378 nucleotides long. Its product is annotated as protein FAR1-RELATED SEQUENCE 6-like. Bases 171 to 932 code for a protein of 253 amino acids. Lineage: Eukaryota; Viridiplantae; Streptophyta; Magnoliopsida; Fabales; Fabaceae. The record is from RefSeq and is a predicted model, not a curated record. The transcript is spliced from 3 exons.
ACGGCUUUCCAUACCUGAAUCCUCUCUCCUCUCUGUUCUGUUUUCAGUUUUCACAAACACAACACAACUGAAUCUUCUCUGAACCAACGAAACACAAAAACAAAGAAAAAUAAAUUUAUUUAUUUUCAAAAUCACCAAAUCUUCCAAUUUGCGUCACUCUCAUUUUUCUCAUGGAGUUUGAGAUUGAUGAUAACACCAAUGGUGAGCCAGUAGGAAAUGCUACUAUGGGAGAGGUUAGUAGCAGCAUAGCUGACAAAGACAUAGUCGACUGUAGUUCUUUGGAUCCAACUGAUGAACAGGAUCAAGAUGAUAAUAUGACUCAAGAUUCUUCUGGAGCCGACCAAAUACCAUCACCAGUUCUUCCAUUAUCGGUUGUGAGAAUCGAGGAACCCUAUUUGGGUCAGGAGUUUGUAUCGGAAGCCGAAGCCCAUGCAUUUUAUAAUGCAUAUGCUACGCGUGUUGGAUUUGUCAUACGUGUAAGUAAGCUCUCGAGGUCAAGGCGUGAUGGAUCUGUUAUUGGACGGGCUCUUGUUUGUAACAAAGAAGGUUUCAGAAUGCCUGACAAGCGGGAAAAGAUUGUAAGGCAAAGGGCAGAAACAAGGGUUGGUUGCAGGGCAAUGAUAAUGGUGAGGAAAUUAAAUUCUGGUUUGUGGUCUAUAACAAAGUUUGUAAAGGAGCACACACAUCCUCUGACACCUGGAAGAGGCAGACGUGACUUCGUUUAUGAGCAAUAUCCGAGUGGACAUGACAGAGUUCGAGAACUAACUCAGCAGUUGGACCUAGAGAAAAAGCGAACUGAAACCUAUAAAAGGAAUCUUGAAUUGUUAUAUGAGUACAUCGAAGAGCAUAAUGAAACUGUUUCAAAGCAGAUACAGCAAAUAGUAGAGAGUGUGAAGGAGGUGGAAGCCAAAGAACAAGAGAAUCCUAGAUAGUUUCAAUUCUCUUUUAUCAUCUUGACUUGUAAUUCUUUCUCACUGGAUGAAUGGUGGUAGAUAAAUUGUGCAAUAGCCAAAUAUAUAAUUGCUGACUUAGAUAUCUGGUUCAGUCCAGCUUUAGGUGUCAAGGUGAGUUUCUGUAGUACAAUUUGUUAAGUUCAAUGGAGUUCAAUAAUUCAUUGGAUUGCUUUAUAUGCUUUGAUACUUUAGUUGUUAGAAGAGACUAGUUCAGUCAAUGUACAGGUCAUUUGAGUACAUAAAUGGCAUUCUAAUGCCUUGAUAGAAUUUUCUUAUUCCAUUGUUAAUUUGAUUUGUGGCUGCCUUUAUUUUCUUUUUUGUUUACAAUAAAGCCCAUAAUCAAAGACAGGACCUCUAACAUGCUAUCCAAAUCCCUCACCAUUAGACCAAUUUUUCUUUUUCUAUCAAGGUUAAAACUUAAAACA